This is a messenger RNA of Saprolegnia parasitica CBS 223.65, 960 nucleotides long. RefSeq lists its product as hypothetical. The coding region runs from base 1 to 960 and encodes 319 amino acids. The record is from RefSeq and is a predicted model, not a curated record. Lineage: Eukaryota; Oomycota; Saprolegniomycetes; Saprolegniales; Saprolegniaceae. Gene Ontology annotation, cellular component: cytosol. Gene Ontology annotation, molecular function: single-stranded DNA 3'-5' DNA exonuclease activity. The transcript has 3 exons.
AUGAGCAGCGACGACAGCAAGAGCGCUCCUGUGGCGGCGCCGGCCAUGGACGCCAAGGCCAUGAAGGUCGCCAAGCGCGUCAAGAAGCUCCAGAAAGCGUCGACACCUAUCGCGCCCGUGAGCAAGCUACCGGCGUGGCUUACGUCCGACGUCGACCUGUUUGACUUUGAUUGUAACCUAACGCACCCCGAGUUCGAAGGCCAGGCGCCCGCGCUCAUUGCCGAGGCCAAGGAGGUCCGCGUCACGCAGAUGCUCGUGCCCGGUGCGACGCUCGAGGAGAGCCGGCAGUGCUUGGACCUCGCACGGCUGUACCCAACGGUACUCUUUCCGACGGCCGGCGUGCACCCGUACAACGCCACGUCGGCGUUCGACCCGGCCGCUUUUGCGAUGCUCUCGGAGCUCGCCAAGCAGCCCGAGAUGGUCGCUGUCGGCGAGUGCGGCCUCGACUACUCACCGGGUUUUCCGUCGCCUGAGUUGCAGCUUGAGUGGUUCCUGCCGCAACUCGACCUCGCGUGUGACCUGCAAAAGCCGCUCUUUCUCCACGAACGCCUUGCGCACGAGCCGUUUGUGGCGGCACUGACGGAGCGCGCCGCCAAGCUGCCGCCGGCCGUCGUGCACUGCUUUACGGGCACGGCCGCGGAAGCUGCGACGUACGUCAGCAUGGGCCUCUACAUUGGCGUCACGGGGUUCAUUUGCAAGUCCCACGGCGCGACCCUCCAGUCGCUUCUCCGCGACGGCGUCGUGCCGCUGGACCGGCUCGUGGUCGAGACGGAUGCGCCGUACAUGGGCUUUCCGCACUGCCGCAAGCUCGCAGCCGCGCACCCCAAGAAGCAGUAUCCGAACGUCGCGACCGCGCUGCCCAGCGUCGUCGAGGCGCUCGCCGAGUGCUUGGGCCUCCCGGCCAAGGACGUUGCGGCGGCCACGACGUACAACGCGCGCAAGUUUCUUCGCUUGCUCUAG